UCAAGUACAUUAUAUACUUCUUCUUUUCCUCGUUAUGCCAAGUCGGCUAGCCUCAGCCGACUCUAUCCUUAAGCCCCUUGUCCAGCUGUUAUAUAGAUGCCUCCAAUACUGUCCAAGAUUGCGGGAAUUUAUACUGUACAUUGCUCGCUUAGUGUUACUGAUCUGCGGGGAAGCUCCGAUGGAAUCAGGAAUGGGAAACCAAGUGCAACAGCAACAACCGAGUCUGCGACAUAUAGAUGAGUUCGUUGGUGGUCUACAGUGCGCUGGCGAGCUCCUUGAUCUCGAGUUGUAUCCUGAUGCUAAGGAGAUCUCAGAAUCCAUGGCGGCGUUCCAUGCGGUCAGACGCCACGUGGCUGCUCUCAAUAUUGGGAUGAAUGACAACAACGUUGGCUGUGUUGUGGUUGGUGAUGGCAGCACACCGAGAACCGCAGCGCUCUUCGCGUAUCGAACGAGUUGGCAGAUCUGGUCUAUUGAUCCCCAGCUGGACGCGAGUCGAUACGAAGGGAAGGUGAAUAGACUUCAUUUGCUCGAUAGGAAGAUUGAAGACUGUCUACUCUUCAAUGCUAACGUCAAGGUUUGGGUGAUAGUAUGCGUUCACGCGCAUCUACGAAGUUUACAGGACGCAGUAAAUUGCUGCAUAGCUCCUGGGAAAUCUGGAAAGCUGGCGCUGGUCGUGGCGAUGCCAUGCUGUAAUAACUAUUCUACGAUGCUUCUCGAUUGCGAGAAAAACGACCUCGGGCAGAUGGAAGAAUAUAAGGAUUGGGGAGUUAUGUCCCCUCAUAGACUCAUUCGAGUUUGGAUGGCUUCCGAGUAUGUGGUGAAGUCUACUGCUGCGAGCGCUGUAGUGGACGAGAGUUUGCGGACCAGCACUGCUAGGAGUAAAGGAGGAUCAGUACGAGCACAGAGGAGUAGAAAGCGUCGAGAGCAGGAGCACUUGGGCGCUACGUAUUCGGCGUGAUAAACGUUAAUAGAAAC
This is a messenger RNA of Perkinsus marinus ATCC 50983, 975 nucleotides long. RefSeq lists its product as hypothetical. The transcript is spliced from 5 exons. The record is from RefSeq and is a predicted model, not a curated record. NCBI's taxonomy places the organism in Eukaryota, Perkinsozoa, Perkinsida, Perkinsidae. The coding region runs from base 35 to 958 and encodes 307 amino acids.